This is a messenger RNA of Oncorhynchus masou masou (cherry salmon), 3887 nucleotides long. Its product is annotated as outer dense fiber protein 2-like. Lineage: Eukaryota; Metazoa; Chordata; Actinopteri; Salmoniformes; Salmonidae. Gene Ontology annotation, cellular component: centrosome. The record is from RefSeq and is a predicted model, not a curated record. Gene Ontology annotation, biological process: regulation of cilium assembly.
CCGGAAGAAUGGUGUUUUGGGGGAAGCUUUGCCUGUUGAAUGAAAUGCUUGCAAGCUAAGUAAAAUAUAUUUCACAAUAUACAUAAUCUACCAUUUCGAGGAAUAUUUGGGUUUUCACAUGAAAAAAGCACUGAGAACCCGAUCAAUCUCACCACCCCUACAUGUGCACGUGAAUGAGACCACGCAUGUGCAUGUGAAGAAGAGUAGGAGCCCUGCCAGGACACCACAGGGUAAGACUAAGGGCGAUGGAGGGAACCUGCGACCUACUGCAAAGGUCAAGACACAAGUGCCGUGGAUACCGCCUGGGAAGGCCUCCAUACGGGAUGCCUCCUACAAAUGGGAGGGGCCUACUCAUCGUCUGGAGAUCACACCAUUACCUCAGUCUGAGAUCUCCCACUCUCUGCUGCGAUUUGCCGACCUCUCGUCAGAGGAGGAGGAAGUGCUGCAUGGACGAAUCAACCAGUACGAGAGGAAGAUUGACAGCCUGAUGACUGAGGUGGAGCUGCGAAGGAAGGAGCAGCUGCUGGAGCGGCAGUCUGAGAAACUUAGCGCCUCCCAGCAGGUCAUCGAGGAGCAGGAGGAGGAGCUGGCCGAGGUAUGCAAUGAGCUGGAGGUCACGGAGUGGGAGAACUCCCGCCUGCGCCACUCCAUGGAGAAGAUGCUGGACGAGAGCGACUGCACCAGCAGACUAGAGAGGUCUAUGGAGUCGAUGCAGCUGGAGAAGGACACUCUGCUCAGGAAGUUGAUGGAGGCUGAGAUAGACGGGACAGAGGCUGCAAUACAGGUGUCAGCCCUCAGAGAGACCGUCACUAAGAUGAGGAGUGUCAGCACCAGUAGGAUGUCUGGGACUGAGUCUUCCCUUCUGGCGCGUCAGAAGGAGCUGCUGCUCCAGAAAUUGGAGAAGUUUGAGGCCACCAACCGCACGCUGCGCCACCUACUGAGGGAACAGCAUGGACGUGAGCUGGAAUCCACGAGGAUGUCAGAACAGAAAGAUGUACUUCUGAAGAGGCUGACAGACUCAGAGGCAGAAAACUCGAAUAUUGUGGUGAAACUGCAAGAGAAAGAGAGGGAGGUGAAGCAACUGACUACGCUUCUGGACACAGAGAAGGAGAAUGCUAAGACCACAGGCGAACUGUCUAAAGUGCUGGAGUCUACUCGGGCACACUUACAGAGCCAGUUACGCAGCAAAGAGGCUGACAACAACCGCCUUGCUGUGCAAAUCAAGAACCUGGAGCGGGCGGCCAGUCAGCCAGAGAGGGGUCACCUGCUGGAGCAGUUGCGGGGUCUGAAACUUCAGGCUGAGGCCGACAAAGAGGACCUAAAGAGGGCCACACGGGCCCAGAAACACCGGGCUGAACGCAGCGAAGAUACUGCCGGGCAGCUUAGCACCCAGCUACUGGAUGUGGAGAAUCAGAUGGCAGAGGCCCUAUCAGCAGCAGAGAACUGGCGUGGUCGCCACGCCCAGGAAAUGAAGGACAAGACUCAGCUAGAGAUGGAGGUCUCAGUCCUCAACAGCCAAAUGUCAGACCUGACACAGCAGCUCCAUGGGAGAGAGGACAAGGGCCGGGCCGAGAGAGAGGGGCUCCUGGACCGCCUGCACAGUCUCACCACAGAGGGCACCCACGCCAGGCUACAGAACCAGAGGCUCAAGGCCAGGUUAUCUGCUGUGGCGGAGAAGCUGGCUCUGUCCCAGUCAGAGGUACAACAAGUCAAAGCCUCUGUGAAGCAAUACGAGAGCCUGGUAGACAGCUAUAAGACCCAGGUGGUGAAGACGCGGGCGAAGGAGGACGAGUAUUGUGCCAGGCUGGGACAAACGGAAUGCGAGGCGCGGGAGGUCCGGGACCAGAUGGAGAGGGAGUUGGAGGUGGUGCGUAGGGAGCUGCUGGGCCGGCUGACAGAGCUGGAGCCUCUUCCUGAGGCACUGCGGCGCACCGAGGUCCUACUGGAGGAAGCUCAGGACAGGGAACACGCCCAGGAGAGACACAGCACCGAGCUGACCACUGCCCUGUCCGACUUGCGCAUGAAGGUGGAGCAACAAGGCACCCAGGUGGAGCUGAUGAGAGUGAAGAACUCGGUGCUGUUGGAGGAGAACAAACAGCUGCAAAACCGUGUGGAGAGUCUGGAGAGGAAGUUGGAGGAGGCCACCAGUCAAAACAGGGACCUGGCGGGGGUGAUCGCCAAGCGGGAGGAGACCAUCCACAGCAACCAUCUCUGUCUGGAGGAGAAGUCCCGUGAGUGCACCCACCUGACCCGCCAGCUGGAGGAGGCUUUAGAAGACGCCCGACUACAGGUGUCCAACACCCGGGAGCGUGCGUCCACCAAAGAGCGCUCCACCCAGUCCAAGGUGGUGGACCUCGAGACACAGUUGAGCAGAACCGCCACAGAACUCACCACCCUACGCCGUAGCAAAGAGGAGGUGGAGCGGCGUUACCAGUCGCGUCUGCAGGAUGUGAAGGAUCGUCUGGAGCAGUCAGACAGCAUCAACAGGAGUCUGCAGAACUACGUCCAGUUCCUCAAAGCAUCCUAUGCCAACGUGUUCGGCGACUUAGUCCUCACCAGCUCUCUGCGGGCCCCCUCUCCCAUCUGAGGGGACCAUCCCCAAAGAUUCUCUCAGAACACACACACACAGACACACACACCUAUCCCAUCUGAGGAUACUCUCCCCAAACACACUUAUUUAUCCAGGUCCAUUUUCAGAGGGCUCUUUUCAUCUAUAUGAAAUAUGUGGAUUUUGAGUGUGUAUAUGUUACAGUUAUACAAUAUUAAUAUGGCUAUAAUAUAUCACUUUUUUCAAGAUAGGAAAGUGCUGUUUGCAGACAUUAAUAGUUUACACAGUCUUCACUUCAAGCUUGGAAAAGUACACCCAAACACACUUCAGUCCGGCUAAAACAAAAAAGGAAUCAUAUGUUCGGCUCAGGGACUUGGAAAUACCCAAAAAACACUCCUUACCCCAGGACGCUUUAACUAGUGACUAUCAGGGAGAAUACAGAAAAAAGAGCCUUCUGUUUCUGGGUAAAUCUGAUACAUUUAUUGACAGGACAAAAAAACAAUAGGCUUACGUUUAGGCAUGAAUCACCUUCAUCAGAGCCUGACUCCCGGAAAGUCACUAGUUAAAUAAUAUAUGCCAUUUAGCAGUAGCUUUUAUCCGAAGCAAUUUAUGCGUGCAUACAUUUUAUGUAUGGGUAGCUCCGGGAAUCAAAUCCACAACCCUGGCAUUGCUGACGCCAUGCUCUACCAACUGAAGUGUGCUGGGAUAAGGAAUGUUUUGGGGAUUUACUUCCUGCUUGUCUACAGUAAUUGUUAGUUGUCCUAUAGUUGUUGAUGUCCAACUAAGUCCAUUAUGUUUUCACCUCUACGGUUCAUGAUAUCUCAGCAAACUGUAUCAUUCUUUCCUGUACCUUACUGUACAACACUAUAUAGCUAGCCACCCACCUAACAAAUGUACUGUACCAAACCAUAGCUGUCUAGCUACCCUGUCGCAUAGUUGUCAUAUACAGCAUCCGUCUAUUUAUCAUCUUAUCAUGUUACUAUGCUAUUAGCCUGGUCCCAGAUCUUUUUGUGCUAUCAUGUCAACUCCUUGUCAUGUUUGGUGUGACGAGGAGCAGCAUGUUGACACAAAAAGAAUAAUACCCAGGCUAAUGAUUGGUGCUAUCUGCUAACCAAGUCCAUAUCAAUGAAACUAAUGAUUUAGUUUGGGUUGUUUUUACUGUUUAUUUGGGUCAGAAGGAGUUGAUGUGCUCUUGGCGAUAAUUGUAAUAGUUGUACUUCUACUCUAAUUAUGAAAUAGGAUAUAUAUAUUUUUUAUACUUUAAUACAAUUAUUUUAUAUACCUUGAAAGUGUUGAGUUACAAUAAAGCAAUUUAAAAGGUUAUCUUUUUCUGGUAAUA